Paramuricea clavata is the source of this 1443-nucleotide messenger RNA. Lineage: Eukaryota; Metazoa; Cnidaria; Anthozoa; Malacalcyonacea; Plexauridae. The record is from the annotation of a GenBank genome assembly.
AUGACGGAAAGGAGAACUAUUGAGAAUUUUUUAAGCGAAAUCGACGAAGAUCUAGUCCAAUAUGCGAAACAAUUACGGAAAUAUGGAUUUACGUCGAACAACAGUAUGAAGCAUUGGGUAGAAGCGGACUUUCAAUUAAUCAAUAUGCAAGUGCCAGAGGGUCACAAGAGAAUGAUUAUGGAAGCCGUUUCGAGAAUGUCAAGGACAAGCCCUCAAUCAAAUAAAACCAAACGGAAAAAUACACCAACUGUAGGAGAAAGUCCAGAAUCAAAGUCCCACUGUGCUGAGUCUAGUAAGGCACGCAGUGUACGUAGUCCAAGACCAAGAAAUAGAAGAACUGACGGCUUUCCCAGGCGCAGACUUAACCAAGAAAUGAUCCGUUUCAGUAUGCUAGAGGAAGUUACUGAUUCUGAGAAUGAGGACAAUAUCAGGGACGAACCGGACGAUACAUUUGCAAAGCCAGUUGAUCGCCCCAAAACAGGCAAGUCUGUGAUCUCGCCAGUGGAGCGGUACAUAAAGUCCAAGGAAGCUGAAAUUCGCGUUACAAGUAUUGAAAUCGAGGAAAAAAGGCAAGAGCUUGAACAUACAAUAAAGCAAAUUGAAAAUGCCUCUUUACUGAUGGGAAAAACGGGACAAAAAUGUUCACAUUGUCAUCAAAGAAACCACACUGUAAGAUCAUGCAAAGAAAAUAAAUGCGAAUCUUCAUUAUUAUGUGGCUUGCUUUCGAAACAUCCUGACGAGAAAAAACAAUUUGAUGAAAAAAAACGCGCUGUUGCUGCCAGAGAAACAUCUCUCAAGAAACUACAACAAGAACUAACAUCCCGCCAAAAUUCGUUUUACCGUGUGAACAAUUCCGUUAACAUGAACAUUGAAGAUAUGUUAAUUCAAGAAUAUCCCGAAGAUUAUGUGAUAGACGGUACUCGCAACUGGUUAAAACUCCAGAAAGACGUCGCUCUUGUUAAAAAGAACAUCCGAACUAGCAGUGAUAUAACGCGAAGUAAGAUUAGAAGCAUACUAAGCACCAAUGCUGGGCUCAGCUUACCACCGAGAAUGGACAGCGAAUUUGAUAAUAAACCACAAAAAACAGCAAUGCAAUGUAAACUGGAGUCGUACGGGGUGAAUUUUCCAAUUAGAUCGAAGUCCAAGACGAAAAAAUGCGAGUCGGUCGACAUGGCUUUUUCCACAUAUUUGCAACCUAACAGCGAAGAUGAAGAGAUCGAACAGCUAAGAAUGGCGACAAAGCUUUCUUUGGUUACUAAAGAGCCGAGUAUGUUAGACAUUGCGGUCGACGAUGUUAUGAAUACUGGUGAGACACAGGGUGAGGCAUAUGAUCAUGGCAUGAGUGUUGAAAAGACAAACGAAGACUCGAACGAAGAAGCGGCAAACAUUCUUUUAGGCAUGAGCCGUGGUCGUGGUAAUAUGGAAAAUAACGAUCUGGUAUGA